Messenger RNA from Galeopterus variegatus (Sunda flying lemur), 485 nucleotides. RefSeq names its product serum amyloid A-3 protein-like. The transcript is spliced from 4 exons. Lineage: Eukaryota; Metazoa; Chordata; Mammalia; Dermoptera; Cynocephalidae. The record is from RefSeq and is a predicted model, not a curated record. Gene Ontology annotation, cellular component: extracellular region. Bases 55 to 423 code for a protein of 122 amino acids.
CUGGGACUUGAGCAGGAACAGCCAAAGGGUUUGUUUCCUUGACCCUGCUGCAGUAUGAAGCUUUCCAUUGGCAUCAUUUUCUGUUUCCUGGUACUGGGUGUCAGCAGCCAGGGAUGGCCAACAUUCAUUCAGGAAGCUGGCCAAGGGGCUAAAGACAUGUGGAGAGCAUACUCUGAUAUGAAAGAAGCCAAUUACAAAAAUUCGGACAAAUACUUCCAUGCUCGGGGGAACUAUGACGCUGCCCAACGGGGACCUGGGGGCGAAUGGGCUGCUAAAAAGAUCAGUGAUGCCAGAGAGAAUAUUCAGAGAUUCAUGGGCCACGGAGCAGAGGAUUCAUUGGCUGACCAGGCUGCCAACCAAUGGGGCCGGAGUGGCAAAGACCCCAAUCACUUCAGACCUGCCGGUCUGCCUGAUAAGUACUGAGCUUCCUCUGCACUCUGCUUUCAGGAGACCAGGCAUUUGAACUAGAUUUACUGAAUUCUACU